UCAUAGCCGCAUAGGGGUGAAGAGGAGAGGGAGUAAUAUUCAAGCAUUAAGCAUACUUGGCUCAUCAUCUCCAUCUCCCUUCCUUUCUAGUUUCUCACCCCUUCAAUUCAGAUCUUCCCUCCCAAAUCCCCUUUACAGAUCCAAUUUUCCAUCUCCUGCAAUUCACCCAAUAAUCACUUCAUCAAUUCAUCAUCAAAAAUGUCGCAUUCAAGUUCAAUUAGUGAUACAAUCCCUCUCCACACUUCCUCUCAAUCCGACAUCGACGAGAUCGAGAAUCUCAUCCAUUCUUCAAUUCAUACGGCACCAUCAACCGUCCUUCCCGCCCGUGCACCGUCACCUCCCCGUGCAUCAAUCCCUGUAUCGUCCUCCUCUACUCCUUCCCCUUUUAUACCCUCUAAUCUUCCACCUCCUUCUGCCCCUUUACCCGCCACCGUCAAACCCGCAUCCACCGUACCUCCUCUGCCACCACCCUCUUCGACUGGUGGUGGGAUUUCUGCAACUGGGUUCGGCCCGCUUCCUAAUACUCUUACUGAGCCUGUUUGGGAUACGGUUAAGCGAGAUCUAUCGAGGAUUGUUAGUAAUUUGAAGUUGGUUGUGUUUCCUAAUCCGUAUAGAGAAGACCCGGGUAAAGCUUUGAGAGAUUGGGAUCUUUGGGGUCCCUUUUUUUUCAUUGUUUUUCUUGGUCUUACCUUGUCUUGGUCUGCUUCUGUUAAGAAGUCAGAGGUGUUUGCUGUUGCAUUCGCGCUGCUUGCUACUGGUGCCGUAAUUUUGACAUUGAAUGUACUUCUAUUGGGAGGACACAUAAUAUUUUUUCAGAGCCUAAGCCUCCUGGGUUACUGUCUAUUCCCUUUGGACAUUGGAGCACUUAUCUGCAUGUUGAAGGACAAUGUGAUAGUAAAGGUGGUUGUGGUAUGUGUGACUCUGGCGUGGAGCUCGUGGGCUGCAUAUCCUUUCAUGAGUUCAGCAGUGGGGCCAAGGCGAAAAGCUCUGGCACUCUACCCAGUCUUCCUCAUGUAUGUAUCUGUCGGCUUUCUCAUAAUCGCUAUUGAUUGAUUAAGCAUUGACGGAUCCUAGUUAGAUCACGUGGAGUCUUCGGGAGGCUGCAAGCCCGUAUGGUGCAAUAUGAUUGUGUAUACUUCGAAAUCAAUCUUGUCGUGCUCAUAUAUUGACAGUACGAAAUUUUUGUGUAAUAAAUCAAUAGCAAGGUUAUAUGCAGAAGCAGAUCCAUAUGAAUUUUUUCCUGAAUGUUUGCUAGUUUAGUUUAUUCAGCUGUGAUUUCUCUGUGUAAAAGUGUUUGGUAGAUUGGUUUUUCGUUUUGACGGGGAUGAUACUGUAUUUUCUUUGCUUAACUAAUACUUCGACGUUUCUGAUGAAUCGAUUGAUUGGCAAGUCACGCUUUGGAGUUGCAGAACACUUGCUAACUGAUGUAAUGCAAUGCAAUGCAGUUGGUUA
Messenger RNA from Amaranthus tricolor (Joseph's coat), 1452 nucleotides. RefSeq names its product protein YIP4a-like. Gene Ontology annotation, cellular component: membrane; trans-Golgi network. Bases 199 to 1053 code for a protein of 284 amino acids. The record is from RefSeq and is a predicted model, not a curated record. Lineage: Eukaryota; Viridiplantae; Streptophyta; Magnoliopsida; Caryophyllales; Amaranthaceae. The transcript is spliced from 3 exons. Gene Ontology annotation, biological process: endoplasmic reticulum to Golgi vesicle-mediated transport.